Sciurus carolinensis (gray squirrel) is the source of this 775-nucleotide messenger RNA. RefSeq names its product PTTG1 regulator of sister chromatid separation, securin (gene Pttg1). Lineage: Eukaryota; Metazoa; Chordata; Mammalia; Rodentia; Sciuridae. Gene Ontology annotation, cellular component: nucleus; cytoplasm. The transcript has 6 exons. The coding region runs from base 118 to 720 and encodes 200 amino acids. Gene Ontology annotation, biological process: chromosome organization. The record is from RefSeq and is a predicted model, not a curated record.
UGGAGGAGCAGGCUUCGCGGGGAAGGCCGAGUGGUGUAGGCUGGAGACUGGGGUCGGGAGCCCGAGACUCCGGGGCCGGUGCAGGCGCGGCCUCGGGCUGAGUCCUAGCAAUUCAGAAUGGCUACUCUGAUCUUCGUUGAUAAGGAAAAUGGAGAACCAUGUACCCGUGUGGCUCCUAAGGAGGGGCUGAAGCGGGGGCCUGGGCCUGUUAAAGCCUUGGAUGGGCGAUCCCAGUUUUCAACACAUGUUGGCAAAACGUUUGAUGCUCCACCAGCCUUACCUAAAACGGUCAGAAAGGCUUUGGGAACUGUCAACAGAGCUACAGAAAAGACAGUAAAGACCAAUGGACCCUUCAAACAAAAACAACCAAAUUUCUCUGCCAAAAAGAUGAUUGAGAAGACUGUUAAAGCAAAAAGCACUGGUCCUGCCUCCGAUGAUACCUAUCCAGAAAUAGAAAACUUCUUUCCCUUCAAUCCUUUAGAUUUUGAGAGUUUUGACCUGCCUGAAGAGCACCAGAUUGCACAGCUCCCCUUGAGUGGAGUGCCUCUCAUGAUUCUUGACGAGGAGAGAGGACUUGAGAAACUGCUGCAGCUGGGCCCCCCUUCGCCUGUGAAGAUGUCGUCUCCACCAUGGGCAUCUAAUCCGUUGCAGUCCCCUUCGAGCAUUCUUUCAACCCUGGAUGUGGAAUUGCCACCUGUUUGUUAUGACAUGGAUAUUUAAAUUUCUUAGUGCUUUCUAGUUUGUGUUUGUAUUAAUAAAGCAUUUGUGGAACAGA